AAAAUGCCUCGGAAGGGUGCUAAAGAAGACGAAGAAUGCUUUGCUGAACCUGCUCCACAAAUUUCCUUCUGCGAAUUAGAAAAAUCUAUGACUGCAUUUUCUGGUGACGAUGCAUACGGCGUGGAUACCUUUAUAAAGGAUUUUGAAGAUAUCGCUAAUCUCAUGCAAUGGACGGGCAUUGAAAAACUGAUCUACGCAAAAAGGCUUUUGAAGGGGACAGCAAAAUUGUUCCUGAGAUCUUUGACUGGUACGACUACAUGGGAACUCUUGAAAACGGGAUUAAAAGAGGAAUUUGGACUACAUCUGAACAGCGCAGCCAUUCACAAGACCAUAUCAAAUAGGAAGAUGAAACCAGGUGAAACCUACCAACAAUAUUUUUUGCAACUCAAAGAACUAGCAGUACUCGGAAAUAUUGAAGAUGACGCCCUAAUGGAAUACAUCAUUGAUGGCAUCCCUGACAAUGAAAUGAAUAAAACUAUACUAUAUGGAGCUUCCAACAUCAAAGAAUUUAGGAAAAAACUUGAUUUAUAUGCUGAAAUAAAGAAGAAAUGUCGAACGUCAAACAAAGCUUAUAAUCAAUCAACAACAUCCAAGCCUACAACAUCUGGAUGGAAGAAACCAUUACCUAAGAAGAGAUGUUUCAACUGCGGAGACCUAGAUCAUGAAUCUUCAGGCUGCUCUAAAGAAAAAAGACUUACCUCCAAGAGUAGCACGCUGGGCUCUGUUGCUUGAAGAAUAUAAUUACACUAUUGAACAUAGACCUGGAAUAAGAAUGAAGCAUGCUGACGCUCUCAGUAGACAACCUGUAGAAAACAUCUUUAUACUUACCGACACAACCGCCCGCCUCCGUAGAGCACAAGAUGAUGACCUAAAAAUAAAACUGAUUAAAAAGGUCUUAGAAAAAGAACAUUAUGAUGACUUUAUGAUUGAAGCUGGAAUAUUAUGGAAAAUAAAAGAUGGAAAAAAAUUAAUGGUGGUACCUAAGAAAAUGCAAAAUGAAAUUAUUAGAAAAAAUCAUGACAAGGGACAUUUUGGAUUAAUUAAAACAGAAGAGUUGAUUUCCAGAAACUAUUACUUUGAAAACAUGAAAGAUAAGAUCAAAUCAGUAUUAGAAAACUGCAUAGAGUGUAUUUUAAUUUCACAUAAAAAGGGAAAAUCCGAAGGUUUUCUGCAUGCCAUAGACAAAGGAGACAUACCACUAUCUACUUACCAUAUUGACCAUUUGGGACCGUUGACAUCAACAAUUAAGAAUUACAAGUAUAUACUCACAGUUGUAGAUGGAUUCACAAAAUUUACAUGGAUUUACCCAACAAAGACUUUGUCCACUGAUGAAGUUAUUGACAAACUGAAGAUUCAACAACAGACUUUUGGUUCACCACAGAGGAUUAUUAGUGACAGAAGUACCUCCUUUACAUCCAACACUUUUAAAGAAUUUUGUGAAACUGAAGGAAUCUUACAUCACAUUAUUACUACUGGCCAACCUAGAGGUAAUGGUCAGGUUGAGAGAGUCCAUCAGAUAAUAAUUGAUGCUCUAAGUAAAUUAUCAGCAGAUGAUCCCACCAAGUGGUACAAACACAUCAGUAAUAUCCAGAGAUGCUUAAAUGGUUCAUUUCAAAGAAGCAUUAAGAUGUCACCCUUUGAAUUACUGACAGGAGUCAAAAUUAAUAAUAAAAAUGAAGCUAUCUACAAUUUAAUUAAUGAAGAGAAUCUUAAAUUUUUCUGUGAUGAAAGAGAAGACUUGAGGAAGAAAGCAAGGGAGAACAUACAAAAAAUUCAAGAUGAGAAUAGAAGAAAUUUUAACCGAAGACGAAGGAAACCCAGAGAAUAUGAAGUAGGGAAUCUUGUUGCUAUCAAGAGGACACAAUUUGUGCAAGGCUACAAACUGCAUCCAAGAUACUUAGGACCUUAUGAAGUCGUGAAAAAGAAGAGGAACGACCGUUAUGAUCUCCAGAGGAUUGGUCAAGGUGAAGGACCCCAUCACACCAGUAGCUCCGCGGAUAUGAUGAAACCUUGGGUCGCUGAUGCUGUCGAGUAUGAGUCAUCUGGGACAGACGACUGAGCAGGACGGCCGUGUGGGAAUAUUUAGGUGUAACCAUUGGCCACACCGACCUGACAGAUGACAGAUGGUGCAUGAAGUAUAAGUGACAGAUUGAUUAAGACGAAAUAAGAAAAGACGUAUAUUUUUGUGAACUGAUGAUUAAAUAAAAUUUAACAAAUUCGCUAAUUUCAUUGUGCACCGCGAUCCCACAUAUAUAUAUUUAUAAAGCUGAAGAGUUUGUUUGUUUGAACGCGCUAAUCUCAGGAACUACCUACUGGUUCGAUUUGAACAAUUCUUUCAGUGUUAGAUAGCUCAUUUAUCGAGGAAGGCUAUAUAACAUCACGCUAGAACCAAUACAAGCGGAGCACCAAUAAAGAAUGUUUCAAAAUCGUGGAUUUUUUUCCCUUUUGAGAGCUUCCGGUGCGUGCGCUGCAGAAACUGUUAAAGUGAAAGUCAUCGGCAUGGCAUCAGCUGGCAUCAUUUAGACAAGGCAACUGUACAAACAAAAACACGUGGAAUUCUACACAAAUAAAAAGGGGUUGCAACCAAAUAAUUUUCUAUUCAUUUCGAAAAACUCAAUGUUAGUUCAUAACUUAAAAUGAACAUCGCUAGGAGUAUAAUAUUUUCUGUUUAUGUCAUCCUUCUAGUGGGUCUUUCUCCAACGAGCGGAUGUAAGCUUCCAAUGCACAAAACUAAAUGGUUCUAUCCGGGUGUCAAGGGCAAAGGGAUCCUGAGCUGUUUUGAUUAUUUCGCAAAUGGAAUAAACAGAAAAUGCGGUAAUUCUUAUAACAUAUUCACGGAUAUCGCGAAAUUGAAUUAUUUCGCAAAUGGAAUAAACAGAAAAUGCGGUAAUUCUUAUAACAUAUUCACGGAUAUCGCGAAAUUGAACGGUCGAGGCAACCACGAUCAAGGAAUAAAAGUCAUAAUCGACGUUUCCAAAGGGGGUGGACAUAUUUUAGAUUACUGGAUUUCGGGACUGGGAUCUACAUUCGCAGAUAUGGUUAUAUCGGCGCACAGAAUCGUCAUAUGCGCAUUUGGAAGGAAACAUAGAAGAAGUUUCUUUUUUGCAGACAAAGGAAUCUGCCGGAGUGACUUCGGGAAGCAUUACGGUUGGCGAAGCUAUGAUAAUGGCUAUGAUGAUAUAGCUAAUGUUAUAAGCUAUUAUCGCCUCAAUAAUGCGCAAACUGACAUUGAGAAUAUUUUCAAGAAGCACACCAAAGGCAAAGGGAUUAAAGCGUUGACAGGGAGUCACCGGUUAAUCGCUCAAGCAAUAUGGGAUUUAUCGAAACUAUUCAGUCGUGCAAACAAUGAGUGGUGCCAUGAUGACGUAUAUUACGUUUUCAAAAGAGUCUUAACUGUAUUAGGAGCUCUGGCAAAUGGUUAUAGAACUGGACUUGGAAACGAUGUUGUUGAUGGGCUGAUCGAGUAUUGCGGGGAAGCCGUCAAACAAUACGGGCAAAAGGAUCUAUCCCACUGUGGUUCAGAUAUAAAAGUGAAGCUGGAGGACUGCAACAGAACCGAUUUUAACGGUGCCAUUAGCAGCGGUCAGGACGACGAUAGCGGUGACGAUAGUAACGAUAAUGCUAAUGAUGAUAACGGAAAUAACGACGAAUAUAACAGGGACGAAAAUAGCAGUGGCAGCACUAAGAGAAAAAGUAGUAGCAGUGACGAAAAUAGCAGUGGCAGUAAUAAAAAUAGCAGUGCCAACACUAAUAAAAAAAGCAUUAGCAGUGACGAAAACAGCAGUGGCAGCACUAAGAGAAAAAGUAGUAGCAGUGACGAAAAUAGCAGUAGCGGUGACGAAAAUAGCAGUAGCAGUGACGACAAUAGCAGUGGCAGUAAUGAAAAUAGCAGUGGCAACACUAAUAAAAGAAGCAGUAGCAGUGACAAAAAUAGUAGUAGCAAUAAUGAAAAUAGCAGUGGCAAUAGUAGCAAAAAAAGCAAUAGCAGUAGCGAAAAUAGCAGUAACCACAGUAGCAAAAAAAGCAAUAGCAAUGACGAAAAUAGCAGUAGUAGUAACGAAAAUAGCAGUGGCAACACUAGCCGAACGAGCAGCAGUAGCGCGAAGAAACAUAGAAAACAUAGCAGUGAAAAUAAUGAUAGCAAUACGGACACCAAUAAUAACACGAACAAUAAUGAUUCAAAUCAAUCAAAUCGAUCAAGUAACUCCAACAAUAAUCGAAAUAAUCAAGAGACUAAUAUCGUUAUCAACAAUAAUUAUGUUGUUUAUAAUAAAGAAGAGGUCAACGAAGUUUCGGAAGCAGACAACGCCUCGACUGAUACAACCGAAAAAACGGGCUUUAAAAAAACAAUCAUGUUCCGUACUCAUUCGGAUCUUGUGCGAACGCCACCUGUGCAAAAGGCGAGCUGCGAUUCCGAAGUUUUCAAAUGCGAUCUGUGUAAAGCGUGCUGGCUAUCCGAAACAGAAGCUGACUUGCACAGAAAGAUCGCACAUUUCCCUGAAUUAAUUUCAAAAUCGAAAUGCGAAACGAAUCAUAUGUGCUUGAUCUGCAUGCGACCUCAAGAAAGUAAGGACAGUCUGUUGAAACACACGAAAACUGAUCAUCUAUUAUCCUCACCGACUGCAAGGAAAGUCGAGCGCGAAAUAUUUGUAUGCGACCAUUGUAACGGAGUAUUCUUCAACAAAUUCAUGUUGACUGCUCAUUUCUAUUUCAAACACAUUAAAGAUCAAACUAGAGGCAUACAAUGUGUAAUAUGCAACCGAUAUAUGCAUUACAAGAACACAUGGUUCCAUUUGAAUAAUGUGCACAUGGUGAACACGAAAACGGCAUGCCAAAUAUGUUUAAACCAAUUUCAGACGACAGCAAAAUUGAACGAGCACUUAAAGUCACAUAAGCCGUACCUGAACUGCACUAUAUGCGGAUACACGGCAAGCAGGGACUCAUAUUUCACAGAACACCUAGAGAAACAUAGGAAAUCAAAUGUUACAUCAGUUAAGAAUCACAAGCAGUACUUCACUAGAAUGAAGAAAUAUCAUAACUACAGUCUCUAUAGUGGUAUCAAGGGAUUAUUUUUAUACAAUGUUCAUAUAUGCUUGCUGUGUCGCGAGAUAUGUUCUAGCGAUGAUGAAAUGAAAUCGCAUAUAUGCACCGAGCAUAUGCAAACAAAUGUGGUGAAAAAGAAACCCGUUUGUGCGUGCGGAAAGGAUUUCUUCAAUAAUGUUCUAUUAAAACAUCAUGUGUUUAAGUUAAAAGGGAUGCAUCGGGCUUUAAAUGACAAUGAGGUCCCCGAGGCACAGAUUAGUGACAAUGAGAAUUCCGAGGUAGAUAUUAGUGAUAAAGAGAUUCCCGAGACACAGAUUAGUGAUAUUGAGAAUACUUAUAUACAGAUUAAUGAUGACAAAGAAAUAAAUACAAAUAUAGAAAUGGAAGGAAAUCUCACUAAAGAAUGUCAAGAAUAUCUUUCCAUUCAAAAUUCAGAAGUCAUAGAUGUGUACGCAGUACAAGAGGAAUAUGAAAUAGAAUAGUACAAGUUGUAAAUCCUGGAUUUACUCCGGGACUGUUUCAUACAUAAUAUAUGGAUAUGUAUAUGGAAAAUAUUUCAAAAAAAGCGCCACCUCUCGGUGAUAUAUUAUGUAAUAUAAAAAAACCAUUAAAAAUAUUAAUUUUAAUAUUAAUUUUAUUAAGUUAAUUAUGUACUCGCUCCGUGCUAUUAGUGAAUUUAUACAUAAAAAAAUGUUUUAUGAA
Messenger RNA from Bombyx mori (domestic silkworm), 5745 nucleotides. Its product is annotated as protein suppressor of hairy wing. Gene Ontology annotation, cellular component: nucleus. The coding region runs from base 2637 to 5525 and encodes 962 amino acids. Gene Ontology annotation, molecular function: DNA-binding transcription factor activity, RNA polymerase II-specific. The record is from RefSeq and is a predicted model, not a curated record. The transcript is spliced from 24 exons. Gene Ontology annotation, biological process: regulation of transcription by RNA polymerase II. Lineage: Eukaryota; Metazoa; Arthropoda; Insecta; Lepidoptera; Bombycidae.